Prorocentrum cordatum is the source of this 6036-nucleotide messenger RNA. The record is from the annotation of a GenBank genome assembly. Lineage: Eukaryota; Dinophyceae; Prorocentrales; Prorocentraceae.
AUGGCAGGCGGCGAUGCGGGGAAGCAUCCGGAGUGGACGUGCAAGGCCUGCGUCAAGCGGGGCGUCGAGGGCCCGCUGUGCAGCAACUGGGCCAACCGCACUUCCUGCCGCAAGUGCGGCGCGACGCGGGCCAAGGGAGGCAAGACCAAGCCCACCUUGGUGCUCUCCUACGGCGGCGGCGGAAGCGGGCCGCGGCAGAGACCCAGGGUGCCUCGGCAGCCGCAGCAGGAGCCGCAGCCUGCAGCCGCGCCGCCACGCCGUGCCCCGUGGGCGGGCCAAGGCCGCCGCGUCUCUUGGGCCGACAUGAAGGUGGACGAGGGCGACGAGGACGGCGAGGCGGCCCCGGCGAGUGUGCAGGCCUCCUCGGGCCCCGUCCCCCUCACGGAGGAGCAGCUCGCCGUGGAGGUGGAGAUCCUCGAGGCGGCCAAGGUCAAAUACGGGCUCGUCGAUCUGGAGGUCGAGCGCUGGGCCCCAUCGUACCGCGGGCUGGCCGAUCGGGUGCAGCUGGUGCAGCGCAGCCAGGAGCACUUGGCAGCCCAGAAGGCCGCGGAGCCGCCGCCUGAGCCCAGGCUGGCGAACGUGCUCCCGCGGCGCGACGCCGCCGUGCAGAAGAAGGAGCGCGCCCUGGCCCGCCUGGCCGCCAAGAAGGAGGCGCCGCUCGCGCGCAAGGCGUCGGAGCUCGCCGCCAAGGAGGCCAGCCCGCCCCCGCCGCGCGCCGAGGCCGUCGUCAGCGAAAACGUGGGGCAUCUCGUCGAGCUGCUCGGCCAGGCGCGCGGCAAGGUCGGCCUCGGUGCGCCCUCCGAGAUGCAGGCCAACCUGGCGGCCCUUGCCAAGGGCGCCAAGGCCAAGGAGGAGCUGCUGCAGCAGCAGCAGCAGGCCGCCGAGCAGGCAGCCGCAGCGGAGCGUGCUGCCGCGGCCGCCGCGGCCGCUGCGACCGCUGCGGCCGCGGAGCAGGGCGACAAGGGCGGCGAGCACACGCCAGCUGGGCCCGCUGUUGACCUUGAUCUGGAUCCUGACGGCGAUGAGGCUUCCUGGGACCUGUUCGGGCUCGGCGCCGGGUCGCGUGCGGACCCCGCCGAGCUUCGAGCCGCUCGCAAGCAAAAGCUCGCCCAGCUUGUUGAGGCAGGCUGGUGCAAGCGGCGCCGGACGACCGCUGGUGCCGUGGACGGCGCUGCCCCCUCCGACGCGGCCCACAGCGGGCAGCGGCGGGGCAAGCGCAGCUCCGAGUUCGUGGUGGUCUCCGCCAAUGGCUCGGGCUGGGGGCCCCUGACAGCGCUCUGGAGCGACGAGCGCACCAUGCGCAGCCACAGGGCGGAUUGCUGGUGCGUCCAGGAGACACAGCUCUUCGCCAAGAGGCUGGCAGCUGAGGAGCAGUGGUGCAGGCAGCGCGGCGCGGCAGCCGCGCUGACGGCGGGGGACGUGGAGCAGCGCCGAGCCGCCUCGUCAGGCACAGGCGUGGUGGUGCGCUCCAACCGGGGCAUGGCGGAGCCCGAGGGCGCGGGCUCCAGGCAAGUCGACGCGGAACGACGGUGCACGGCCGCCCUCGUCAGCGGCGCGCAGCGCGGCGGAGUGCUCAUGGCCAGCGUGUACUUGGCCAACGACAGUCUGGGGGAGCGCUCCUGGGCCGUGCUGGCCCAGCUGGGGUCGGCAGUCCGCGCCGCGGGCAGACCCUUCGUCUUGGCGGGCGACUGGAACGUUGGGCCCAAGCAGCUCUGCGAGGAGGGAUCGGCUUGGCUGCAGGGCAUCGGCGGCACGGUGGUCAGUAAUGACGGCGGGCAGCCGACGAUGAGGAAGGGAUUGGACGUCGAGUCGGAGCUGGACUUCUUCGUGGUGUCCAACGACCUCCUCCACAGGCUGCAGGGAUGCAGCGUGGUUCCUGGGCCCUUCCGCCCGCGCUCGGCGGCGCGGCUACAGCUGCGCGCGCGUGGCGCGAUGCCGCUGGAGCGCAGGCUGCGGGUCCCGCGGCCCUUCCCGACGCAGAGGGCUAUCGGGCCGUUGCCGCCCCCGGUUGAGGUGCCGCCCGAGGUGCUGCAGGCCUGCGAGUCGGCCGACUCGCCAGAGGCCCUCGACGCCUCGUACUUGCAGGUGAUGCGCCUCGUGGAGUCGGAGCUGCUGGUCGUCCACCAGAUCGCGCCGGCGGACGAGGACAGCUUCAAGGGUCGCGGGCUGCCGCCCGCGUUCAAGUGGCAGCAGCCCGACUUGAGUGGGCGCGGCCAUGGCUCCAGCGCGCCCCGCCCCAAGGAGGGCACGGCGGCCAAGCGCCUGCUGGCCCGCUUGCUGGCUUGGGAACAGGAGGCCAGGGCCGAAGCGGCCAAGGAGAGGUCGAUCUUCGCGUGCGAGCGGAAGUGCGGCUUCAGCAAGUGGCUGCGCGACUCCUUGGCGCAGGGCGCGGGCCAUGCCCGCGCCUUCAGACGCGGGCCGCGCGGCUGGGUGGCGGACGAGCUCGUGGGGCCCGACGCCGAGCCCGCAUGCGGCCAGGAGCGGGUCGACAGCGCGGCCAAGUUUUGGGCCAACGAGGUCUGGACGCACCGCUCUAACUCCGCGGCCAGGGAAAGCCAGGAGGCGGAGCCUACCGGCGUGGUGGCAGCUCCUGGGGGAGAGGGGCCGUCGGCCACCGAUCCUGCGCCCGGCCUCGAAGACGGUAAGCCCGCCCCUGGGAGCGACCCGCUGAAGGGUGGGGGAGGAGGCUCGGGGGCUUGCGCCACCGCCGAGACGGACAGAGGGUCCACCCCACCAGGCCCUGCGCCAGCAUCGGCCGAGGAGGCCAGCAGCGCGCGCACUACCAGGGAGCUGUCGUCGGAACGCUGCUUGCCGCCGACCACUUCGACGGCACGGAGCACGCCGCCUCCCUUCCUGGGCUUGGCGCCCGCGCCGCAGAAGGCCCUCAGCGCGGAGGCUUUGCGGCGAGUGCGCAGCAGCGCGGGGGCGGCGUGGGCCGACUGCAUCAUCGACCUGGUCGGGCCGAUAGCGGAUAGCCCGCCAGAUGAGGCUGGGCCCGUCGGCCCGCCCGCAGCCGCCGCCAGCCUCCGCGCGAUGGCCGGGGCCGCCGGGCAGGCCGACGAGCGGCCCGCGGGCGCGGUCGGGGGCCCGCCCAGCGCUGGGUUGCCGGACCAGGCUUCCGGCAACCUCCCAGAUCAGGCCGCCGGGCGAGCCGCUGGGGGCGCCAGCCACGCCGAUGGGCACCCCGCAAGCGCGGCUGGGGGCGCGACCAGCGCUGGGUUGCCGGACCGCGCUUCCGGCAACCGCCCUGGCUUGGCCGCAGGACGCGACCCCGUUGCCGCCGGCCAAGCUGAUGGGCGCCCCGCAGGCGCGGUCGGAGGCCCGCCCUGCGCUGGGUUGCCGGACCGCGCUUCUGGCAACCGCUCAGACGACGGACGACCCGCAGGCGCGGUCUGGGGCCCGCCCGCCCUGCGGGCCGCCCCAGUGCCCGCGGCGGCGCGCGCGGCAGGAGCGGCCGCCCCCCCGAGGCUCAGCCGCCCCGCCGAGGGCCGUCGCUUCGCCCCUGGGCCAGCCCUGGUGCGCCCCCCGCUCGGACCGCCCCUCGCCAGGCCGACGGUCGAGGACGGCGGGCGGGCGGCUCGUUCCUUCCGAUGGCGACUCGGCCUCGGCGCAGACGAGUUCCAUCCGAGGCAGCUGGUGCAUGUUUCCGACCAGCUCAUGGAGUGCCUCAUCGCCCUCUGCAUGGCGACGGAGGCCACAGGCACGCUGCCGGAGGCGGUGGUCGGCGGGCUGGUGGUCCUGCUGGCCAAGCAGGGCGGAGGCUGGCGCCCGAUCGGCCUCCUCCAGCGGCUGCCUCGCUGGUGGGGCCGCGUCCGCCUUCGCGACGCCCGUGCCUGGGAGGAGGCCAUCCACGCCGAGGCGGCGGCCAAUUUCUGGGGAGGGAAAGGACGUGCCUCGGCGGAGGCCGUCUGGUGGCAGGCCCUGCACAACGAGGCCAGCCGCGCACAGGGCCUCUCGGUAGGCUGCGUGCUCCUAGACCUCUGGAAGGCUUACGAGGUGGUAAGCCUGGCGAUGGCGCAGCGGAGGGGGCUCGACAUGGGCUAUCCCGAGCAGCUGGUGCAGGCCGCCAUCUCCGUCUAUUCGGGCGCGCGGCGCCUCGUCAUUGACGGGGUCGUGAGCUCGGAGUGCUUCUACCUCUCGAGCGGCCUCAUUGCGGGCUGCAGCCGCGCGGGGAGGCUCCUGAGGUGCGCCAUGAUGGUCCUGGAUGCCGAACAUCGCCGCCGCUGGAAGGAGGUAUGUUGCGCCAUCAUGUUCGACGACUGCUCGCUGCGGAUGGCGGGCGAGUUCUGGAAGGUGGCCCACUUCCUCGGCGGAGCGGCGGGCGACUUCAUCCGCGGCCUGGAGGCGGACAUGGGCUGCGUCGUCUCGCGAUCGAAAUCCGAGGUGCUCGCGACGACGGCCGCCCUCCGCGCUGCGCUGGUGGGCAUCAUCAACGAGGGCGAGCUGAAGCAGUCAGCGGAGGCGCGGAACCUCGGGAUCGAUUACGGCGCCGCCCCGGGCGCUUCGGCGGUCGCCGUCGGCCGCCUCGCGAAGGCGACGGAGCAGGUGGACCGCGUGCUGCAGGCGAGGCGAGGGCACAUCCCCUGCGCCAAGCGGCUGGUCAUCAGCGGCUCGCUGCCAGCCACGGAUUACGGCUGCGGGGCCAUGGCCUGGACUGAGCGGAGGCUGCAGGCGUGGCGCAGCAAGGUCGCCGCCAUGCUGUUCGGCAGCGCUCCUGGGAGGUCGGUUGCGCUGAGCUUCCUGGUCUCGGAGUCGAUCCGCCACGACCCCCUGUUCCAGCACGCCUCCCAACCGCUGGACGCGUGGGCGAAGGCUCUGCAAUUGGCCGAGCGCCUGGAGGACCGCCGCGCCAUCCUGAGCGCCUUCGUGGGCGCGCAGCGCUUGGCCCAGGAGGGGGGCCUGGCCAAGCUCCCCGGGUCGGGCCCCGCGGGCGCCCUGCUGCUUGCGCGCUCGCGGCUCGGCUGGCGCAUGGCCUCAGUCCGGACGCUGCGGGGCGACCUCGGCCGCGAGGUGGAUCUCAUGGCCAGCAGCCGCCACACCCUGCAGGGCAUCGUCGAGGCAGGCUUGCGCAGGCAGCUUUGGCGUGACGCGGCAGACCAUCAUGAGGAGUUGGAGGCUCUGCGGGGCGGCGGGGCCGUCGCCAGCAUUCGUUGCGGCUUCCUGUCCAAGAAAGUGACGGCGAGGCUGGCGGCCUGCAGCUCCUCGGCACGCAACGCCUUGGUGGGCUGCCUGUGGCCGGCGGGCACGGUCCGACACCUGGCUUGGCGCUGCCCAGCACUCGACGGGCCGCGGAGGCAGCAGAAGGCAGACGGGACCAGUUUCGAGCUGCUGCAAGAGGCGGAGAGGGCGGAGCCCGACACAGGCCAGGAGCACCACAUCUGGUCACGCGGGCUGACGGUUUGCUGGAGCUGCUGGGUCUGCGCCGCCGCUGGCACCCCCGUGCAGGGGGGCCGAGUGGCCGCCCGCAGUGGAGGCUCGGGCGACGGCGCGGGAGCGACGGGAGCAGCCGUCCUCGCUUUGGCGGCCGCCGCGCUGGCGGCACGCCCUCGCGAAGAGGCUGAGGGCGGCGGCGGGGGUGAGCCCGCCCGCGAGGAGGGGCCGCCGAGGCAGGGGGCGGGCGCUGCCAGCCCAGGAGGAACGCUGGCCGGAGGGUCCGCCGCAGCGGAGGCCCCCGUUGUCGGCCCAGCAGCCGUCGGGCAGCCAGCCUGGUGGAACGCGGCGCUCCACGACUCGCACAUCCUGAUGCAGGCGGGCCCGACGGUCUUCUGCAACGUGUGCGGCUGCAACGCUGGCUCGGCGCGCGUGAUGGGGCUGGCCGAGCCCUGCCUGCGCCGAGCGUCGGAGCGCCAGCUGGAGGGGCUGCGCCGUCUCCGACGAGGGCUCCACCCAACGAGGAGCGCGGUGCUGGGGGAGCCCGCCCGCCUGGCGGGCCGAGGGCGGCCGCGGAGCCGCUCCCGAGAGCGGCGCGAGGCCGCGGCGUCCGGCGAGCGGGGCGAGGGCGCUGCUUCGGGCGCGAGGGGUAGGGGUGGGGCCUAA